This is a messenger RNA of Phlebotomus papatasi, 1651 nucleotides long. Its product is annotated as transcription factor GAGA. The coding region runs from base 176 to 1372 and encodes 398 amino acids. The record is from RefSeq and is a predicted model, not a curated record. Gene Ontology annotation, biological process: regulation of transcription by RNA polymerase II. Gene Ontology annotation, cellular component: nucleus. The transcript is spliced from 4 exons. Lineage: Eukaryota; Metazoa; Arthropoda; Insecta; Diptera; Psychodidae. Gene Ontology annotation, molecular function: protein binding.
GUCAAAAAGCCGCCGUGGAAAAUUUUGCGGCUCAGGCGUCUACUGUCAAGUUGUUUGGAUUUUUUUGUGGUAGUGAAGCAUUUACAAGUGGAAAUUCUUUUUGAAAAUUCCUCGGAAUUUUGCACUUUUCCCCAGGGAAAACACUCAGAAUCGCAACAGGAAACCCAAGUGCAGGAUGUCUGCCACAACUCAGCAGCAGUUCUUCCUGCGAUGGAACAACUACGUCAACCAUCUGACUUAUGCUUUUGACUCACUGCGCAGCCAGGAGGAUCUCGUGGAUGUCACCUUGAGUUGCGAGGGACGCAAGAUUCGGGCUCACAAGGUGAUCCUCUCGGCAUGCAGCACAUACUUCCGGGAGGUCUUUCAGGAGAAUCCCUGUCAGCAUCCGGUGAUUGUGUUCAAGAAUGUCCGGUUUGAGGAUCUCUCGGCAAUCAUUGAGUUCAUCUAUCAGGGCGAAGUGAAUGUUGUCCAGGAAUCCCUGCCAUCCUUCCUGCAUACAGCUGAAUUGCUGUCCGUGCAAGGGCUCACCGAGGGCAAUACUGAGAAGGAGGAGGUGCCAGUGAGUACACCAGUUUCCGUGGCUAAACAAUUCACCGCGACUAAAGUACAAACUCCUGCCAUUCUCACACGAAUGGUGGCCGGAGGGAGUUCCGGAACUGUCCGGGAGAUUGCUCGAUUGCCUCCCAAGAGCACAACUUUGAGUACAGUGACCACAGAAGCCACACAGGCCAAACGGAAGCGCUUCUACAUCGAUUCAGAUGACAACAUUGCCAUCGAGGGCAUCAAUUUUGUGAAACAGAGCCCAGAGACGAUCACCAUUGAGAAUGCCAAUGUGGAGUUCACGCCUAUGAAGAUCGAUCUGCCAGAGUACAUUGAUAUCUCGACAACGGCCGAUGAGAGUGCCAAUGCCACUGAAGAGGUUCUCCUGGACGAGAGGACAGACGAUGCAGGAGGGAGUGUUGAGGAUGAAGCUGGAGAUUCGCAGGAUCAGGAAAUUGAGGUGGAUUCAAAGACGCAAAUUCUGGCCGUUCGAUCGGAAGGGGACAUGGAACAGACGUAUACAGUUGAAGAAGUUGAUUCUUCCCAAACAUCGGAAUACAAUCAGAGCAAAUUUUCCACGGACAAUCAAUCUAAGACAGAUGAAAAAUCCCUACAGCAAGAUGCCCAACUACGUUUCCGUUGCAGCAUUUGCUGGAAAGGGUUCAAGCAUCCGAUGUCAUUGACACUACACAGGGAUUUGCAUAGCGGGAAGACCAAGUGUCCAGUAUGCAAGAGAUCUUUCUCACGAAGUUACGACAUGAGGUCGCAUUUGAACAAAAUUCACAAAAUUACCCUCAACUUUGAUGCCAAAGUGAAUAUUCACAAAUUCUAAAAGAAGAAAAAUCAGAGAAUUGUCAUCAAUUCAUUAUUCUAUCACAUUUUAUCUAUUAAGUUGUUCAGCACAUUAAAAAAUAUAAAUAAAUAAAAAUAGCAAAUGGUUCUAGGAAUAGAAAAAAAUAGAAACUUUUUUUGGGUGAUCUUCAGAUGAGCACCAAAAAUCCUAGAAUUAUAUUAUUUUAUUGUUGACCAUGAUGUAAAAUGGAAAAUUAUUUUAUAAUCACACAGAAUAUACAUUUUACAAUAAAAAAUAAUAAUAAAGAUUUUAGAAAAA